Molecule: messenger RNA, 1482 nt
Organism: Kazachstania africana CBS 2517
Lineage: Eukaryota; Fungi; Ascomycota; Saccharomycetes; Saccharomycetales; Saccharomycetaceae
Gene: TOD6
Product: Tod6p
Exons: 1
Coding region: 1-1482 (493 amino acids)
Source: RefSeq, a predicted model, not a curated record
AUGCCAGCUCCAAAAUCUGCUUUGAGCAGUGUCACCACGUCACAUGCUUCAAAAUCGUCGUUGAACCAUCAUGUGGGACUAUAUAAUAAUGUCACCAUGAAAUCUACUCAAGAUUCAUUACCUAUUAUUAAUACACCAGAACCUCGUAACAAUAUUCUUUCUUCUUCUAAUGACUACUCCAACGAUUCCAGAUCUUCCACCGUAAGUAAUGAAAAUUUGAUCAGUAUUAAUACCAAUAAUAGUAAAAAUCCAUCAUCUUGGGAUCCCAAAGAUGAUAUACUAUUAAGACAUCUGAAAGAAGUGAAAAAUUUUGGUUGGAAGGAAAUUGCAAACUAUUUCCAGAAUAGAACUCCUAAUGCGUGUCAAUUUAGAUGGAGAAGAUUGAAAUCUGGUAAUUUAAAAUCGAAUAAAACCGCUUUAAUUGAUGUUAAUAAUUAUAAUGCAAUCAUUAACGCCCUAGAUAAAGGUAGUAACCUUGACGAAUUUGUUAAGGAAAAUUCUCAUUCGGGUAGCCCAAGUAACGCUUUAUUAAUAAGUCCAUAUUCUUCUAAUAUAUCUGUGUCAAAUUUUAAUGCCACUAAGCCACCAAAAGUAGAUGGUAAUCCGUCUUUGAAUUUAAUAGUGCCAUCUAUCAAUCAUGUCCAAACAGUUAGUACUACGGUAGCAAUGAAGCAUUCAAAUUCUAACGGUGCGACAUAUUCAAAUACCAAAUUUUUAAAGCCAAGAUCAUAUUCUCAUUCUGUAACGACUAGACCAAAGUUAUCACAACCAGUGUCUUUUAAGUCAUCCUUCAAGACAAACGAUGAUCCAACUCCAGAUGAAGAAAAUAUUGGCUUUAUACCCAAAAUUAUCGUUAGAUCAAGACGUAGCUCGUUCACUCCACAUUAUUCCUCACCAAAUUUAACUACUGCGCUGAAUACCACAUUGGUGAACUCGAAAUCGAGGAAGAAUUCAUUUUCUGUCUAUUCAAGAAGAUCAUCUUUCAAUUUUUCGAGCAAUAACAAUUCAAGAAAAUCUUCUAUUAUCAAUAUUUCUAAUAAUUUGAUAAACCAAAAGAAAGAUUCAAUCAUCAAAGCAAAAGAGCUUCAUCAAUUCCCCUCAACUUAUACAUUUUUUGAUAAACAAAUUAUAAAAAAUCAUCAAAGUCCUUCUCCAUCUCCAUAUCACCAUCAUCCACAUAAUCUGAAUUUUUAUUCACCACAACAGGUUUGGACCGUUGAUGAAGACCAAUUAUUAAUCGAAAACUCAAUUAGAAAUUUAUCUAUCAAAGAGUUAUCAAUUUUAUUAAAGGAAAAAUCAGAAGUUGAAAUCAAAUCCAGAAUAAAUUUUCUGAAUGAUAACAAAAAUGGAUUACUUCAUUCUGAAAAUAUUGAUCCUUUGCAUUCUGAUGAAGCAAUAGAGCCAAUAUUUAAUAAGAAUAAAAUUACUACCAAUGAAAAUAGGUUACCUGGCUUUAAGAAUAUUUCAAAUGAUGUUAUAUAG